Liolophura sinensis is the source of this 809-nucleotide messenger RNA. RefSeq lists its product as uncharacterized. Lineage: Eukaryota; Metazoa; Mollusca; Polyplacophora; Chitonida; Chitonidae. The coding region runs from base 214 to 801 and encodes 195 amino acids. The record is from RefSeq and is a predicted model, not a curated record. The transcript is spliced from 4 exons.
UUCAUUCGACCGAUGUACCGAUACGACACAGGUACCUCGUCAUCGAUUUCCUCAUUAUCUAGCAUUUGUUUAAUAAAAAUCGACACUUAUGGAGGUUUUAUGUACAUUUCUUCUGGUGUCCUGGACAGGUGAUAAAUUUUCACGUUCCGGUACAAACACGAAAACUUCCAUUUGUGUUUACACCAGCUAAUAAAUUCUACGACCAAAUGGACCAUGGCUGAAGGUCAACCAGGACAUAGUGAGCCUAGUUUGAGUAUGAAGAUGGUGUUGUCAACUGUGCGUCACAGGUUUAGAAAUGUCCGUCAGCUCUCCACCGACAAGUUAGCCCAGUGGAUGAAGGAACCAAGGGGAGAGAACGCCGGAGAGAGAUCGUCAGCAGAGAAGAGAGAGGUUGUUUUACUGGACACACGGCCAGUGGAAGAGUAUGAGGUCAGCCAUUUACCUGAAGCUGUGAGAAUUGACCCAGAUGUUAAGGACAUCUCCAGUGUGUCACACACCUGGUCACACCGUGACACAGAUUCGGACAAUGCUCGAAGGAUAACCGUAGUAUGUUAUUGCUCACUGGGCUACAGGUCAUCCAGGAUGGUGGAGAGACUACAAGACUACCUGGCCACUAACUCAGGGAAUGUUGACAAGCCAGCAGUAGAGGUAUAUAACUUAGAGGGCAGCCUGUUCAAGUGGGCCAAUGAGGGACGACCUAUGGUGGACUAUAACAACCAACCGACUAUUUAUGCCCACCCAUUCAGCGCGGUCUGGGGACGCCUUCUCUCUGAACGGCUGAGGAGAGAAAAGCCAUCUUGAUGUGAAUU